AUGCAACAACAACCAACGACACAGCAACAACAACAACAGAAACCCAGUGGUGGUACAACCACAACGCCUACAUCGGCGGGUACAACAACAACAAAUCUGGCACAGGCAACAUCAACUGGAUCAUCCUCUUCAUCAUCAUCAAGAAGAGUGAUGGUCAAGUCGUUGGGUAGAUUUAUUCAAUUAAAAGAAAAACAUAUUGGUUCGGGAGCCUAUGCUGAUGUUUACGAGGGUUAUAAUCAAGAUACAAAGGAAAAGGUUGCUAUCAAAGUUAUACAGAGAAACAAACUUCAUGAUCGUUUAAUUCAAAAUUUAGAAUCUGAAAUUACGGUUAUGAAACGUAUCAAGUCUGACUAUGUGAUCAAACUCUACGAAGUACAUAGAAGUAAGAGAAAUUAUUAUUUGAUUUUAGAAUUGUGUAGUGGAGGUGAAUUGGCCAAGUUUUUAAAGAAGGGUAAACUUCCAAAGGAAGUUAUGAAUCCUUUUGGUGGUAUCAAGGAAUCUAUUGUAAAGAAGUUUAUUCUACACUUGUCAAAGGGUUUGAAACAUAUGCAUGAGCAAAAUUUGAUUCACAGAGAUUUGAAACCAGCCAAUUUAUUAUUUAGUAGACCUUUCCAAAUUAUUAAUAAGGACAAGCAAGAUUUGACCUAUAAGGAUGUAGAUUUUGGCUUUUUGAAAAUUGCUGAUUUUGGUUUUGCUCGUGAAAUUGGUCCAAAUGAUUUGGCACAAACUCUCUGUGGUACUCCUCUUUAUAUGGCUCCAGAAAUCUUAUCAGGUCAAAAGUAUAAUAUCAAGGCUGAUUUGUGGUCUCUGGGUGCUAUUAUUUAUGAAAUGCUGUUUGCUAGACCACCUUACAUGGCCUCCAAUCAAUUUGACUUGUUGAAUCAAAUCAAGAAGGGUCCACCAAGUUAUCCAGCUACCAAUUCAUCCUUCUCUCAAGGAGUUAUUGAUUUAUUGAAGGGACUCUUGCAAUGUGAACCUGAAUAUCGUAUGAACUUUGUACAAUUCUACAAUCAUUACUAUCUCAUAGCUCUUAGAGAGGAAUUUGGAGACUGUGAAGAAUUGAACACCAACAUCUUGCCACCAACAGUUGUUGAGCCAACACCACAAGAACCUGUAAUUAAUCCAAAUGUAGUGGAACCACCAGUGGUUGAUAUUGUACCAGUAGUAGUUCAAGAACAAACACCGCCACCGAUUGUACAACCAAUUGUACCAGUUGUAGAGGCUGUUAAAGAAUUCCCAAUUACAGCGCAAGUCAAACCUGAGGACAUUCUUGAAGAAGUACCAUUGGAAAAGAUUGUUGCUGACAAGCUCUUCAUUUCCAAUCCAAGUGAAGAUGGUACCUCAAAGCCAUCACAACCAUUGGGCGGAGGAAAUGUUGUCAUUAUCAUGGAUCAACGUAUUCCUUCUGAUGAGGCUUUUAAAAAGACCAAGGAAUAUAGUUUGGAUUCAGUUAUUGGAACAAACCCAACUGUAAUCUUUGACUUUUCAAAUCUUUCCUGUGGUGAGGAAUGUCGUGCAUUAUUGGGCCAAAUUGAAAAGAAGGCCAAGCUCGCUUGGUUCAUUUCAGAAACAGGGUUGGUCAUGGAAAAGAACUUGAAGUAUAGUGAAGCCUAUGCAUUGUAUGUUAGAGCUUGCAUUCUCAUUAGAGAUUGUUUGACAAUAUUGAAGGAAAAUGUUGAAAAUAAUGACAGAUCUCAAACAUUUACCAUCUUACUUCGUGAUUGGUUAACUGAUUUCUUCACACAUGGUGAAGCAGUUCAAAAUAAGAUUAUUACAAAGGAAGUUGAUGUAAAUAAUAUAAUUUAUCAAAUGGCUAUCGAGCUUGCCAAGGAAGCAGCCCACAAGGAAUAUCUUGGUUCCAUGGAAUGUAUUGGGCUUUAUGUGAGAGCUAAACAUUUCCUCACCUAUUUGAUGGAAGAAAGCUUCUCUGAUAAGAAGAAAUUCAAUGAUUUUGUUGAGAAUUUUAAUUCUAGAAUUAGUUACUUGGAGGAACAAUACACUAAAGCAAACAACUUGUAAAUUACAAAAAUAAAUCCAAACAUUUAAAAC
Molecule: messenger RNA, 2049 nt
Organism: Naegleria gruberi
Lineage: Eukaryota; Heterolobosea; Eutetramitea; Acrasida; Naegleriidae
Product: serine/threonine kinase
Exons: 2
Coding region: 1-2019 (672 amino acids)
Biological process (GO): autophagy; peptidyl-serine phosphorylation; autophagosome organization
Cellular component (GO): autophagosome; cytoplasm
Molecular function (GO): protein serine/threonine kinase activity; ATP binding
Source: RefSeq, a predicted model, not a curated record